Molecule: messenger RNA, 1473 nt
Organism: Magallana angulata
Lineage: Eukaryota; Metazoa; Mollusca; Bivalvia; Ostreida; Ostreidae
Exons: 4
Coding region: 131-1402 (423 amino acids)
Biological process (GO): sensory perception of taste
Cellular component (GO): membrane
Source: RefSeq, a predicted model, not a curated record
AGAUGACUAACAUACUGUUACACGCUGUAGCGACACAUGUCCGCCGUGGAACGAAGAUUUAUUUAUCUAACUUUCUGUUGUAUAUAUCUGUAUUCGGACCCCACAUUGCCUUCAGGGCGCUUGAGAAGAUAUGCCAAACAUUGUUGUUCCCGUGGCGGAAGACAAAGGACUCCGACGAUUGGACUGGAUGGAGGAAGAAGACCAGGGCCUGAGGCAGGCCUUCCGUCCACUGUUGUGGGUGUUGAAGUCCACAGGGCUCCUGUAUGGAGUGAAUAUCCAACAGAAACCUGGCGGUUAUCAGGGUGAAAACAACGAACAACCGACGACAAGUGGCAAAGAAAGGAAGUGUUCAUUUUGGCUGUUUUACGACAUUGUCGUGUUCCUGAUACUUUUAGGAAAUUUUGUUAAUUCCCUUACUACGUUUAAAAGCGCUACCAGCUUUGAUGGGAAUGUUUGUAAUGAAAUUAUUACAGCUACUUGGUUUCUGCAGGCAGCAUGCUACGCAUUGAACAAUAUAAUCGGCUGUAGGAAUUGGAAUUUGUUCUUUGAAAAAUGGGAUGAGUUGUCAAAAAGCAUCGGUUUUAGACAUAUCAAGACUCCAAGAAAAAUUUCAAUUGCCACGUGCAUUCUGUAUUGUUUUUGGUUGGUAGCGUCUUUUGGGUUUAUGGGGAUUGGAAUUUAUUUCAUCACAAGCUCUGGUCCUUCGCCAUCCGAUGACGCAGUGUCUAUAAUCGUUAGAAUCGUUCAACUUACCAUCUACUUCUACUUUGUGUCAGCGUGGUUCUUGUUGACAGCCAUGUUUGUCGUCGCUUGUUACGUCAUCUACAUCGCCUUCCGUCAUUUCAAGAAAAAGUUUACAGGCGCCAUUAGCGGUGACGGAAAGUUUCACGGUGACAUGGAGAGGUAUCGUCUGCUACACGUGAAGUUGGUAGAGCUCCUCCGCAUUGCAGACGACAUAUUUUCGAUGUAUGUUCUGGUGACCAUAGCGACCAUUAUACCGCUCAUUAUUUUCACGCUGUACUUCGUCCUCUUUGAGACCGUGGACACGUUUUCGUACGCCGCCACCUGGUGGUCUGUAGGGCUGAGCGUCAUACAGAUUGUCUUCGUCUUCAUGGCGGGAGGCGUCGUCAACCACGAGGCCCACGCCGUGCUGACCAGCAUCUAUUCUAUAGACUUGCGCUGUCUGACCGCCCAGGAGAGUCUGCAGAUGACCACCUUUCUGACCCAGCUGAGCAGCGCCCCCAUUGGAUUCACGGCCUUUGGUCUCUUCACGGUAGAUAAACCAACCAUCAUAACGUUUGCCGGAAGCAUUGUGACGUAUGCUGUGGUGGUUGUUCAGUUCAAACCGUCCGAAACCACCCUGGACCAGAUACAGCAGGUCAUCAACUGUACCACGCCCUAAUGAUGGUACAGCAGACCAUCAACUGGAUUCAUCAACCGUACCACGCACUGAUAUAGAAACCAGGAUAUAUC